Calypte anna (Anna's hummingbird) is the source of this 7418-nucleotide messenger RNA. It is a transcript of the gene RAI1, whose product is annotated as retinoic acid induced 1. Bases 178 to 5943 code for a protein of 1921 amino acids. The transcript has 6 exons. The record is from RefSeq and is a predicted model, not a curated record. Gene Ontology annotation, cellular component: nucleus. Lineage: Eukaryota; Metazoa; Chordata; Aves; Apodiformes; Trochilidae. Gene Ontology annotation, biological process: circadian regulation of gene expression; regulation of transcription by RNA polymerase II.
GGCCGCCCGGGGAUGGCCGCCGGGGCCGCCCCCGCCCAGCGCCGCCGCUGCUGAGACUCAGCGGGGCCACGGCCCGGCAGGAUCUAAUCUGGCUACUGUGCUCUGGAAGAGGAGGAGAGCGAGCCAGCAGGAGAGAGAGGAGAGAGCGAGGACCAUCGCAGAUAACAAGCCCGCGCCAUGCAGUCCUUUCGAGAAAGGUGUGGUUUCCAUGGCAACCAGCAGAGCUACCAGCCGACUUCACAAGAUGCAUCACGCCUGGAGAAUUACAGGCAUCAAAGUCAGGCAGGGCCGAACUGCGAGCGGCAGAGGCUGGUGGCAAAGGAGUACUACAGUCAGCAGCAACUGCCUUACCCAGGCUACGAGAACAGCGCGGUGGAGAAAUACCACCGGGGGAACAAGCAAUUAGCAGGGCAGCAGCUGCAAGGCAGGCCAGCCUUUUCCAAUUACGCCGUGCAGGAGAACAGCCCUUACCCGGCCCGUUACUCGGGGGACGAGAGCCUGCAGGGCUGGGGCAGCCAAGCGCAGGCGCUGCCGGGCGGCGUGGCCAAGUAUGAGGACAGCCUGAUGAAGAAGACGGCGGCGGCGGCAGCGCUGGCGGGCGGGCGGCCGUACCACGAGCCUGCGACCACCCCGCUGCCCUUCCGGACUCACUUCCAGCAGCAGCAACAGCAGCAGCAGCAGGCACCACAGCAGCAGCCGCCUGCACUCCCCUACCCCAAGCUGCAGCGGCAGAAGCUGCCGAACGACGUCUCCUCACCCAUGCCCUUCUCGCAGAGCCCUCACUUUGGGCAGCACUCACAGUCCUUCCCUGCCUCCUCCACCUACUCCUCGCCACCGGCGCACUCCUACAAGAGCUGCACGGCACCCUCGGGGCAGCCACCGCUGGAGCGGCCCCUGAGCAGCGCUGCCAGUCUGGCCCCUGGCCCCCGCGUGCCCAACCUGCAUGGCUACCAGCCCAACCGCAUCGGCUACGAGCAGCCCCCGCAGCCCCCACCACAGCCCCCGCAGCCACCGCCGCCGCCGCAGCCCCCGCAGCCCCCGCAAGCCCCGCAGCCUCCACAGUCCUUGCAAGGGCGGCAUCACGGCCCGGAGACCCUCCACUACCAAAACCUGGCCAAGUAUCAACAUUAUAACCAGCCAGGUCAGACCUACUGCCAGGGCGAUGCGCCGCCCGUCCGGACCCCAGAGCAGUACUACCAGACCUUCAGCCCCAGCGCCAGCCACUCGCCGGCCCGCUCCGUUGGCAGGUCCCCGUCCUACAGCUCCACUCCCUCCCCGCUGAUGCCCAACCUGGAGAACUUCCAGUACAGCCAGCAGCCACUGAGCACCGGCACCUUCCCUGCCAGCAUCACCGACCACAGUCACUUCAUGCCGCUGCUGAACCCUUCUCCCACCGACGGGACGAGCCCUGAUGCUCAGUCUGGGAACUGCAAAAAUUUGCAGAAGGAGAAACUGCCUGAAAAUCUGCUGUCAGACCUGAGCCUGCAGAGCCUGACGGCGCUCACCUCCCAAGUGGAGAACAUCUCCAACACUGUCCAGCAGCUGCUGCUCUCCAAAGCGACUGUGCCCCAGAAAAAGGGCAUCAAGACCCCAUCAAGGACCCCUGAGCAGCUCAAGGGGCAGCACUGCAGCCCUGAGAGCAGCACCUACUCGGCAGAGCAGGUGGGGACCCCCCUGUCUGACCCACUGAGCACCCCCCAGUCCGUCCAUGCCGAGACACAGGACACUGAUUAUCUGAGUGGGUCAGAGGACCAGCUGGAGAGGAGUUUCCUCUUCUGCAACCAGAACCGCAGCCCUGCCCGUGUCAACAGCAACUCCAAGGCGAAGCCCGAGUCAGUGUCUACCUGCUCUGUGACCUCCCCAGAUGACAUGUCCACCAAAUCAGAUGACUCCUUCCAGAGCAUCCACGCCAGCCUGCCCCUGGAGACCUUCACCAAGUACGUGACCAACGAGCGGGACUGCCCCCGUCUGCUCCUCAGCGCCCUAUCCCAGGAGGAGCUGGCUUCUGAGAUCAUUGUCCUACAGGACGCCAUCAGCGAGAAGGCAGACAAAGCCUGGGCCAACUCACCCAUGUUGAGCAAGGAGGCCACCAAGUCCCCUUUCCAAAUGGAGAACCACCAUCCCUGCCUGGACUCCAUGGUAAAGGGUGCCUGGCCCAGCCAGGGCGACUCCAGCACACUCACUGAGCCUCUCAAGCUGGACAAGGCUUCAGGGGCAAGCACAGGGAAGGACUUUGGUGAGGAGGUGUAUGAAGGUCCCCAGGUGGAGUUUGCUGCCACCGAGACCAAGGACGCACUGAAGGAUGCUACCCCUCUGGCCUUCAACUCCAAGUCCAGCAUCCCGGCAGCCACGUCAAGCGCCGGAGCUGCCGGAUACAGCUGCUACUCGAACACCACUGCCAACUCGGUGGGGUCCGAGAACACCAUGGAGCACUUUGAGUGGCCAGAGGAGAGCCUGGGUGAGGCGUGCCUGCGGUGGAAGGAGCUGCAAGCCACUGACCUCCCAAAGGGCUUGUUCCCCAGCAAAUUGGGGGGCUCCUGCAAGGAGAAAAAAAAUGCCUGUGACUUGGAUCUGUGUGAUGGUGAGCAGCCAGCCAAGAGCGAGCCAGCUCAGGACUUCAGCCAGCAGGCGAUGGAGGAGGAAGAGGAAGAGACACUGACCUAUGAUGAGGCCACGAAAGCAGACAGUGAGAGGUGGCUGCAGGACACCCGGCACUGCUGCUCAGCCGGGGAUUUCAGCGAGAUCCCCAUCAUUUCCUCACCAGAGCUGAAGGAGUCGGACCUGGAGGCAGAGGAGUACUCCUCACUCUGUGAGCUGCCUGGCUCAGAGCAGAAGUCGGUGACAUACGAUGCCUCGUCACCAAAGCCCACAGAGAUGCCUCCUGUGCUGUCCUCCAGUGAGGUGCCCAUGUCUGCUGAGGAAACCGUCAGCACGGUGGAAAAGGAGAGCUCGGCUCCCACCCCACGCCUCUCUGGCCAGUCCAUCAUCCUGCUGGGCCCUGCUGUGGGCACAGAGACAAAGGUGAAGAGCUGGUUCAAGUCCUCCCUGCCCCACAUCCAGGCGGAGGACGAGAGUGGUGAGGGGGAGACGUCCCACCCAGAGGUGGCCAAUGCUGAAUCUGCCCCGUUGGUCAUGGUGAAGCAGCCGCUCGCCCCUGAGAGCACGCUGGGCAAGGCGGAACCGGUCUCGCGGGGAAAGAGCCUCCGCAACAAGAGGGUCCACUGCCGGCUGCCGGAGGAAGAUGGCCCUGGCAGCGCUGUGCCCAGCCCCUUCAGUGACUUGCCAGCUGCUGGUGGCAUGGCCAGUGCCUGCCUCAGGCCAGAUAGCCAGGUGGAGAUGCCAAGCAAGAAUGCCCAGAGCCAAACACCCCGGUUUCCAUCUGAGGGUCUGCCGGCACGCAUGUGCACUCGCUCCUUCACCGCCCUCGCUGAGCCCCGUGCCCCAGCACUGCUGGAGGGGCUGAAGGCCCCCUCACACCAGGAGAAGCUGGGGAAGAAGCCGGGCUGCGGAGUGAAGCAGCGUGUGGCUUUCAAAGCCAGGAAACGCAGUGGCCGGUCAGCCCCCAAGGUGGUCCAAAAUGCUGGCGAUGCCACCCUCUUAGUGCCAGGCUUGGUGACAGUGGAGGAGGCGGCAGGGCCAACACCACCAGAGGGGGACAUGGUAGAGGCUGGGGAGAGGGACCAGCGGUCUAUGAUCCUGCGCUCCCGGACGAAGACGCAGGAGGUUUUCUACACCAAGAGGCGGCGAGGCAAGCGGGCAGCUGAUGUCCGGCUAAAGAACUGCAAGGUGCCCAAAAAGCUCAUCUCCAAUAACCACCUCCCACCUGCCUUCAAGCUGGCAGCCCCGGGCAGCCCCCAUAAGGAGGGCAAAGUGGGUGCCAGGAUGAAGCUCCCCAAAGCAGGGCCAGGUGUGGGGGGCAAGAUAUCUGAGCGGUCCCUGCACUCACUGAAGAGGAAGUCUACCUUCAUCUCCCCCAUCCCUGCUAAGAAGAGGAACCUGGUCCUGCGGAGCAACAGUGGCGGCGUGAAGGAGGAGAAGCAGGAAGCCACCCCUAGCCUCUUCAAGAAGAUGCCAGUGGCCAAGAAGGUGAAAGCCAAGCUGCCCCCCAAGAGCUCCAGCGAAGCCAUCCCAAAGCCCCCCCUGCCGAAGGAGGCCCCUGACGUCUGCAUCAAGAUCACCUCCCGGGCAGCCUUCCAGGAGGCCACCAAGACCAAAGUGCUGCCUCCCCGCAAGGGCCGCGGCCUCAAGCUGGAGGCCAUUGUCCAGAAGAUCACCUCUCCCAACCUGAAGAAGUUUGCUUGCAAACCUGUGGCCACAGCAGCAGCGGCCACAAUGGCCACUUAUGGCACCACCCUGGGCCCAGCAGGGGCAGAGAGGGAGCGAGCGGUGAAGCACAGCGGGGUGGCCCCAGGUGAUAUGCGGCUGCACAAACCGGUGGCAGCACAGAAGAUGCCCGCUACGCCGAUGGCCGAGCAGCUCUGUCGAAACCCCAAUGGCCGGGCACCAAAGGGGAAGCUGAGUGGUGGAAAGAAGGUCUCUGCUGAGGGCUGCCAGGGCGAGGCCUGUGCCUCGGCCCUGGGGGUGCAGCCUGGCUCCACCAUCACGGCCAAGAGCCUGGGGCUUCUGCCCAAGAAGAGGAACCGAAAGGGCAAAGCGGCGGCGCUGGGCAUGGCUAAAGCACCCAUGGGCUCCACACCGCUGCCAACACUGCCCCGGGAGCGUGUGGCUGGGGCUGGUGGUGGUGGGGAGGAGGCAGCGUGGGAGGGGAAGAAACCAAAGAGCGAGGAGAAGGAGGCAGGGAGUGGAGAGAGUCCCCCAGAGGGACGCCCCACUGCUGGGCCAGCACGGGGGCCCAAGCCGCGGGCCAACCACUCCAACUACAAUGGCUACUCCAAGCGCCAGCGGAAGCGGCUGGCCCAUGGCAAGGCCAAAGCAGUGCCGGCGCGGUGCAAGAGCCGCGGCAAACGGCGGAGGCAGCAGUCCCAGCAGGCCCCGCUGCUGCAGCCUGCCGAGCCCGAGAUCCGUCUGAAGUACAUCUCCUGCAAGCGGCUGCGUGCUGACAGCCGGGCUCCCCACUUCGCCCCGUACAUCCACGUGGAGCGGCGUGGCGAGUUCACCACCACCUGCACCGUCAUCAACUCGCCCCUCGAGGAGGCCCGGCUGCAGCGGGGACCGUCGGGGCCAGCACCCCCGCCGCAGGCAGCCCUGCCCGCCUCCUCCACCAUGCACAUGGGGCCGGUGGUGUCGAAGGCGCUGAGUGCCGCCUGCCUGGUCUGCUGCCUGUGCCGCAACCCCGCCAACUACAAGGACCUGGGGGACCUCUGUGGGCCCUACUACCCCGAGGACUGCCUGCCCAAGAAGAAGUCGCGGCUCAAGGAGAAGGUGCGGACAGAGGGGCCGGGCGAGGACGCCGCUCCCCCUGUCGCCGCGUCUGAGCGGGCAGCCCGAGGGACGGAGGGCGGCUGCAGUGCUGGCAGCAAGAUGGCUCGGCCGGAGGGUUCUGGUGAGGCAGCCAAGCAGAGCUCGCUACGUUCCAGCCCACGGGGCAUGUUCCGUAGGCUGCAGAGCUGCUACUGCUGUGACGAGAGGACAGAGGGCGAGGAGGUGGCCGAAAAGCCCCGGCGGCACGAAUGUCACAAGGCCGAGUCCCUGCCGCAGGAGCCGGCAGGUGACACGCAGGAGCACUGGCUGCACGAGGCUUGUGCCGUAUGGACCGCUGGGGUUUUCCUGGUGGCGGGGAAGCUCUACGGGCUGCAGGAGGCCGUCAAGGCGGCUGCUGACCUGAAGUGCUCGAGCUGCCAGCAAGCAGGAGCCACAGUGAGCUGCUGCCAGAAGGGGUGUCCCCACACCUACCACUACACGUGUGCCAUCGACACAGGUUGCUUAUUAACUGAAGAGAGCUUCUCUCUCAAAUGUCCUAAACAUAAGAGGCAGCCGCUGUAGCCCCCACGGGCACCCACCAGUGAGGGACCGGCGGAGGAGGCAGCGCCCCGAGAGCAGAGAGGGGCUGUACCGGCCCCCCCCACUGCAGGUGGGCGCAGCGCUGCCGCCCCCCUCCCCGUCUGCCCCCUGCCCGAGCCCAUUUCGGGGGGGGCAGAACCAGCGCUGGGUUUUCCCCACCGGGCUCCCUGGAGAGGUGGAUCUGGACCCCCGGGAUCGCUGCUCAGGGGGGGCCGGGAUGGGGGGGGGGGAAUCCGGGGAACCGUGUCCACAGGGGUCCCGGCGAUGUUGUCUUAUUGUGGGGCUGUCGGAGACCCCCCCCCCGUGGGUCCUGGCUCUCCAUAUCUCACACUGAUCUGAUCUGAGAUGUUGCCUUCAGCAAACCUCAUGGUGUCUGUCUGUAUAUAUGUGCGGCGGAGAAAAGGGAAAAAAAAAAAAAGAACAAAAAAAAAAGAACAAAAAAAAAAGAGGAAAAAAAAAGAACAAAAAGGAAAAAAAAAAAAAAAAAAGAAAAAAAAAAAAGAAAAAACAACGGCCUGCUGUUUGGAACACCACUCUGCUUUUUCUGUUUCGUUCUUCCACCUCCUGUCUGCUCCCACCCUGCCCAUCCCUGGGGACCAGGUACCCCACUGGAGCUUGGGAUUUUUGGCUGCUCCAGCCCCACUCCCUCACCCUGGCCCAUCACACCCACCCACCCACCCACCCCCCUCCUGCUCCAUGGGGCACUGGCACUGCUGGGCUGGAGACACCCGGGGACCCCAAAACCCACCCUCCUCCUAGAGCACCUCUGUGGCUCCUCUCGUCGGGCACAGGCUUUUGCACUUGUGCAAACCCCCUGGCUCUGGGAGUAAACCUCAAUCUCUGGGUGCAGACCCCAGGGUUUUCUCCUGGUGCAAGAGAGGGUGCAAGCAGCCCAAAAAUGGCUCCCAGGUGACAGCAACUGGGUCCUUGCUGGAGGAGGAGGCGGCAUUGGCUUCCUCCCUCUGCAUGGCCCUGACUUGCUCCUUGCUGCCCUGGGAUCCCUCAGCUUUUGUUUCCCUUCCCAUCCACCUUUGGUGGAGCUGGGGGGGCUGCCCAGCACUGGGAUCACCCCCUGCCCAUACCCCUGCAGGGUGCCCUGCAUGACUCCCCAGUCCCUGCACCCUACACACCUUGGACCACCCCACCCCAGCAUAGGUAGAAAAUAACCAAACCAGGGUGAAUUCACCCUGAAUCCCAUUAAAAAAAAAAAAAAAAAGCUGCCAACCACCCCCACCUGUGUCCUGCAAAGAAGGGGGGGGGGGCUCUGGCCCCAUCCAUUCCCCUACUCUGUCCCUGCAGAGCCAGCGCCCCGUGUCCCCUCCAGCUGUCGCCUCCCCUCCGUCCCACCCAGCCCUCACCCUCAAGGUUUGCUGGCCACAAAAUGUCUGUCAUUUCAGCAGCUUGCCUCGGACACGGGAGUGAAAAACAUACAUUAAAAAUAAUAUUAAAAAAGGGGG